UCCAACCACUGGGGCCAGAGCGAGCGCUUUCCGGGGAAACAAACUCCGCAUAAAUAAUUGAGUUUGGAGCCCAGGGCUCUCAGAGGCUCGGAGCACACCUCCCCUGCGUCUUUCGAGCUGAAAAAGAGCAGAGAAGGGAAGGAGGGCGGCGACGCGAGCGAGAGCAGCCCGGCUGGUGGCGGGACGCUGUGCCUGCAGACGCCCGCCAGAGGGACAGCAGGGCCCAGCGAGCCGACCCCAGCGAGAGCGGGGAGAGCGCGCGACGGGCCCGGAGCCCUCGCCAGCGGAGGUGGGAAGACAGCCGGCCUCCGUGGCGGCCGCGGAGGCGCUGCAUGGACGGCAUGCGUUCCCCCGGAGGCCCCGCCGCGGGGCUCGCGGACAACGCCAGCCAGGGCUGGCCCCUGUCGGCCGCUGGUGUCAACGGCAGCGGGGAAGCGGAGACGCGCGGGGAAGGCGGCGGCCCCCCGGGGGACGUGCGCAACGAGGAGCUGGCCAAGCUGGAGAUCGCCGUGCUGGCUGUGACUUUCGUGGUAGCCGUGCUGGGUAACAGCAGUGUGUUGGUGGCGCUGCACCGCACGCCUCGCAAGACGUCCCGCAUGCACCUCUUCAUCCGCCACCUCAGCCUGGCCGACCUGGCCGUCGCUUUCUUCCAGGUGCUGCCGCAGAUGUGCUGGGACAUCACCUACCGCUUCCGCGGGCCCGACGGGCUGUGCCGCGUGGUGAAGCAUCUGCAGGUGUUCGGCAUGAUCGUGUCGCCCUACAUGCUGGUGGUCAUGACCGCCGACCGCUACAUUGCGGUGUGCCACCCGCUGAAGACGCUGCAGCAGCCCACGCGCCGCUCGCGCCUCAUGAUCGCCGCCGCCUGGGUGCUGAGCUUCGUGCUUAGCACACCGCAGUACUUCGUCUUCUCCAUGGUCGAAGUGAACAACGUCACCAAGGCUAAGGACUGCUGGGCCACCUUCAUCGAGCCCUGGGGUCCCCGCGCCUAUGUGACCUGGAUGACGGGUGGCAUCUUCGUGGCGCCCGUGGUCAUCCUGGGUACCUGCUAUGGCUUCAUCUGCUACCACAUCCGGAACAACGUCCGCGGAAAGGCUGCUUUGAUCCCUGGAAAGGGCGCGGAGGGCGCGAGUGGCGCUUUGCAUAAGGGGUUCCUGCUCGCGCCGUGUAUCAGCAGCGUGAAGACCAUUUCCCGCGCCAAGAUCCGCACGGUGAAGAUGACUUUUGUGAUCGUGACAGUUUACAUCGUUUGCUGGGCGCCCUUCUUCAUCCUCCAGAUGUGGUCUGUCUGGGAUGAGAAGUUUGUUUGGAUCGAAUCAGAAAACCCAGCCAUCACCAUCACUGCAUUACUGGCUUCCUUGAAUAGCUGCUGUAAUCCCUGGAUAUACAUGUUCUUUAGCGGUCAUCUCCUGCAAGACUGUGUCCACAGCUUCCUAUGCUGUCAGAACAUGAAGCAAACGUUCAACAAAGAAGAUUCUGACAGUAUGAGCAGAAGACAGACUUCCUACACUAACAACCGGAGCCCGACAGACAGUAUGGGUACAUGGAAGGACUCGCCUAAAUCCUCCAAGUCCGUCAAAUUCAUUCCCGUUUCAACCUGAGCCCAGAUUCAUGCAGCCUGACUCUUGGGCUGGACUUUUGGGUCCACUGGCUGAAUCCAGAUGGAAAUCAUGAGAACAAAUGAACUUCUAAGAGAUAAGCAUCAAUCAGUUUGUUGAGUACAAGACUGUGUUUCUAGUUGCAUUUUCUCACUGCUAUGACCAAAAGUUAUGAAUUGUUUUAUAUGGGAUGUUAAUAAAAAAUAAAAAGUUAAAAGUUACAAAAAAUGCUA
Messenger RNA from Suricata suricatta (meerkat), 1828 nucleotides. RefSeq names its product arginine vasopressin receptor 1A (gene AVPR1A). The coding region runs from base 333 to 1598 and encodes 421 amino acids. The transcript has 2 exons. Gene Ontology annotation, cellular component: membrane. NCBI's taxonomy places the organism in Eukaryota, Metazoa, Chordata, Mammalia, Carnivora, Herpestidae. Gene Ontology annotation, molecular function: peptide binding; vasopressin receptor activity. Gene Ontology annotation, biological process: positive regulation of vasoconstriction; regulation of systemic arterial blood pressure by vasopressin; G protein-coupled receptor signaling pathway. The record is from RefSeq and is a predicted model, not a curated record.